Messenger RNA from Rotaria sp. Silwood2, 2937 nucleotides. The record is from the annotation of a GenBank genome assembly. Lineage: Eukaryota; Metazoa; Rotifera; Eurotatoria; Philodinida; Philodinidae.
AUGUUCUCACCAUCACCAUCAUCUUCAGAAGAAAAAGAACAACAAAUAGGACCAUUAUCACCAUCGUCUAUGAUUCAACAACAAGUAACAUCUCCAUCUUCAUUUUCAAAACAACAAAUAGGACCAUUAUCACCAUUGUCUGUCAUUCGACAACAAGUAACAUCUCCAUCUUCAUUUUCAAUGGUAAAUAUACAGCAACACGCCUUAUUGUCUUCUAUCAACGAUGAGCAUAUAACGAAAACACUCUCGUCUUUCACAAAUAAACCAGAAGACGAAUCUUCAUCGCGUUCAGAAGCAUUAUCCUCAUCAGUAUCAUGUUCAAACAUAUGUGUAUUACGUUUUACAGAUAUUAGUCGUUCACAUGAUGAAGGUCCUACACAGCCGAAACUUGUUUCUUAUCCGAUUAACAAAGACAAACGAUGUUUUCGUAGCAAAUGGUUCUCAGCGUUUGUAUGGUUGGAAUAUUCUGUUGAAAAAGAUUUGUCUUUCUGCUUCUACUGCAGACAUUUCUUGAAUGGUUCGAAUUUGAGUAACCGAGAUCAAUCUGAUGCGUUUUUAGUUGGAUUUUCGCGAUGGAAACGAGCGUUCUGUAAGAAACAAGGUUUUUUAAGACAUCAAACUAGCCGGUGCCAUAUUAUAGCUGAAAAGAAUUAUAAAGAAUAUCUUCUACGUAGAGAGUCUUCUUCAUCUGUCGUUCAUGUGAUGGACAAAUCUCGACAAGAAGCAAUAAAAAAUAAUCGUCAGAAAUUGAUGAAAAUUGUAUGUUUAUUACAUUUAUGUGCUCGACAGAUGAUAGCCUUAAGAGGGCAUGAUGAAAGUGAAGGAUCAUCAAAUAGAGGUAACUUCUUAGAAUUGCUUCGUUGGGCAGCUACUGAUGAUCCUAUUGCUGCAACUAUUCUUGAUGAAAGUGCAAAAAACUCUAAUUAUCUUAGUCCAUUAAUACAGAAUGAAUUAAUUGGUUUGAUGGCUACUCAUAUUCGAAAGAAAAUCUCUGAAAAAAUCAAAGGACGUUUUUUUUCUCUCAUGGCUGAUGAAACGAGAGACAUAUCUGGAAAAGAACAGCUGAGUAUUGUGGUACGUGUUGUUGAUCCCAAUGUGAACAUGAAUGAAGGCCAAAGUGAACAAUCACCAGUCAAAGAAUUUUUCCUUGGUUUUAUCAAACUUGAUGAUUUUGAUGCUGAGAGUUUGACGCAUGAAAUUGUUCGUUUUUUGUUAUCCGUGAAUAUUGACAUACAAAACUGUAUAGCUAUUUGCUUUGAUGGUGCUUCUGUUAUGUCCGGGAGGCACGCUGGUGUGCAAGCACUGCUACGCCAACGAUAUAUUCCUAAUGCGAUCUAUGUGCAUUGUUAUGCACAUAAGUUAAACCUAGUUAUAUGUGAUAUUACAAAAGGUGUACCUUAUCUAUCAGAAUUUUAUUCAAUUAUAAGUAAGAUCAAUCGGUAUUUUAAUCAAUCAAGUGUUUGCAAUGAAACAUUUAAACAUGUUCAACAACAGCUAAAAUUAGAUUGUUCUAAGCAGUGCAUCACCACCAUUAAAACUUGGGCUGAAACACGAUGGGAUAGUCGUUGGACAUCUAUUCACUCUAUUAUAGAAAAUUAUCAAGCUUUAAUAUUAAGUUUAGAUGAACUAGAAAAUGAAAGUACUGAACGUUCAAUAGAUGCAAGAGGACUAUUAUUAUCAUUGAAAGAGUCUUUAUUCAUUGUAACAAUUUUUAUUCUGCAUUGUAUUCUUGGUAAAAUCAAAAUAUUAUCUGACCAAUUGAAAUCCAAAUCAUUAGAUUUUGGUACAGCUCAUAAAUUAAUUAGCAAUGUUAUGAAUGAAAUUGAUGCACUUCGAAAUGAACAAGAGUUUUCUAAAAUAUUUGAUCGAAUUACUGAAUUUUGUACUAGUAAUAAUAUUGAGUUAGGUGUCAAUAGGAAAGAGAAACGGUUAAAAACAACUUCAACAAGAUUUAAAGAUUUUCUAGUCACGAGUACUAUUGGUGAACGAGAAAAUAUUGAUACUCAAUCUAAAUAUAGAACGUUUAUCUUUUAUCCAGUCAUUGACUCGAUUCUUGUGGAGAUGAGAUAUCGUUUUUCAACAACGAACAUCGAUAUACUUCGUGGUGUCUCAUCUUUAUCACCUGAAGCUGCAACAUUUUUAAAAUUAGAAGAAUUAAAACCUUUGUGUAUAAUGCUUCAUCAGGACGCUGUAUUACUAAACAAUGAAAUUGAAGUAUUAAAACCAAUGUUAAAAAAAUCGAAGUCAAAAAAUGUAAUUGAUUUAUAUUAUGAAACGUUACCAUUUCAUCAAGCUUUUCCAACUACUUUAUUACUUCUUACAGGUGCUAUUACACUGCCAGUAUCAUCUACUACCACUGAACGAACGUUUAGCAAAAUGAAACUCAUAAAAACAACGGCGCGCAAUAUUGAUGGAGAACAAAGGUCCUUAUUUCAUGGGAUGGAUGCAACAGAACAAGAAAUAUUUACAAUUAUUAAUAAUCAUCGUCAACAAAAUGGUUUAUCAUUACUUCAACCAUCUGUUAAUCUUGCUUAUGUUGCUCAUACACAUGCUAUUGAUGUUAUUGAAAAUGAUCCGGAUGUUAAUGGUGGUAAUAUGCAUAGCUGGAGUAAUAAAGGAAAAUGGAAACCAGUUAGAUAUACACCUGAUCAUGCACAAGCCCAGUUAAUGUGGAGUAAACCAUCUGAAAUAAGUAAUUAUAAAUUUAAUGGUUUUGAAAUUUCAUUUGGUUAUGCACAAAAUGUAAGAAAAACAAUGACAGUUAAUCCAACAGUUGCUGUUAAUAGUUGGAAAAAGAGUGAAGGGCAUAACAAUGUUAUAAUUCAACAAGGUGCUUUCAAAAAUACACCAAUGAAAGCCAUGGGUGUUGGUGUUUAUAAAGGAUAUGCAUGUGUAUGGUUUGGCCAACAAGCGGACACAUAUCCAGCCCCUGCAUAA